Aspergillus alliaceus is the source of this 2430-nucleotide messenger RNA. RefSeq names its product glycoside hydrolase family 2 protein. The record is from RefSeq and is a predicted model, not a curated record. Gene Ontology annotation, molecular function: hydrolase activity, hydrolyzing O-glycosyl compounds. The transcript is spliced from 3 exons. Gene Ontology annotation, biological process: carbohydrate metabolic process. NCBI's taxonomy places the organism in Eukaryota, Fungi, Ascomycota, Eurotiomycetes, Eurotiales, Aspergillaceae. The coding region runs from base 368 to 2317 and encodes 649 amino acids.
AUUUGUUCACUUCGCAUCACUAACCUUUGCUAGUUCCUAAGCUAUGGCUAGGGUUAUUUUGACUCUUAAUACUAUAUUUCUCACUCCACGGCUACGAGACAGGGACAGUAAACCCCUAACACAAUUUUGAUAUGCACUCUACACCCUUAUCAUAAAUAUGUCGAAGUCAUCGGUGUCCCGUUCUUACUUAAUGGAGUCGUCUUGCAUUAAUGAUUCAAUAUACAGGACGAAGAAAGACAUAAGCCAAUAAUAUAUCUAUCCCACGUCAUGCGUGCGGGGAGACAACUGUCGAUCGCGGGGACAACUUCACCCUUACUCUCACGACAUCACAUCCACAAAGCAAACUGAAUGCCAAAACAUCAAUAAAAUGGCCGCAUACCCUCGUCCAGACUUCCAACGCCCAGAACUAAGCUGGAUAUCGCUCGACGGUCCGUGGGACUUCAUCUUCGACGACGCAGACAACGGCCUAUCACAAUGCUGGCACCAGAAGGGCCUCCCCGCCACCACAACCAGCCACACCAAACGCCAGAUUCAAGUGCCAUAUGCGUUCCAGACUCCCGCGUCGGGAAUCGGUAUCCAUGAGGCUCACGAGGUGCUAUGGUACGAGCGUACGGUGAAGGAUAUCCGCACGGCGGACGAACUAGCCAAGGGCAAUCGACUGGUGCUUCGCUUCGGCGCUGUCGACUAUGACUGUACCUUGUGGGUUGAUGGUCAGCUGGUUGGAGGGCACCGAGGUGGCCAUGCUCCGUUUGAGAUUGACGUGACUGAUGCCUUUGAGGUUGGGGAAAGUGCAGCAUCUACUCGGCGUCUGACUAUCCGGGUUAGGGACUCGCCGUCGGAUCUUAGCCAGCCGCGCGGGAAACAGUAUUGGGGGCCUGUUCCUGAUAGUAUCUUUUACACGCCGACUAGUGGGAUCUGGUUGUCUGUUUGGUUGGAGAGUGUGCCGAAGAUGCGACUGGGGGGUAGCAGCGAUGGUACGGUUCUUCGCUCGGAUGAUAUUGAUAAAGGACAGCUUCAUGCGCGGGUCGUGGUGCGGGGUCGCCUGGCAAUGGCGAAAGCUCAGGUCGAGAUUGAAGCGAUUCUAGCGGGCGUGCCCGUGAACCGUAGGAGGCAAGAUCUGCCACAGGACAAGGACUACGUGAGUCUCGAUAUGGACAUGCAUGUGCCGGAUACUGCUUCGCUGAGGGAAAGAGCUCCUUUCAACGUUGACGGGUGCUGGCAUAACGGGGUGGCUCUUUGGGCACCCGAGCAUCCUAUUUUGUAUGAUCUAACUCUGCGUCUGUAUGAUGCCUCGGGUAAUCUAGUAGACACAGUCGAGACCACAACAGGCAUGCGCAACGUUUCCUGGAAGAAUGGCGACGGGACUUUCCGUCUCAAUGGGAAGCCUCGAUUCCAAACUUUGGUGUUGGAUCAGGGUUAUUGGCCGGAGACAGGCUUAACGCCUCCCUCGCAGGAGGCACUGAAGGCUGAUAUCGAGAUGGCGCAAAAAAUGGGCAUCAAUGGAUGCCGCAAGCACCAAAAGGUGGAAGAUCCCGUCUUUUUUUACUGGGCGGAUAGACUAGGAUUUCUAGUGUGGGGUGAGAUGGCGAAUGCCUACGAAUUUAGUGAUGACUAUAUCUCUCGGUUCAACAGUGAGUGGGUAGAAGCUGUGAGGAGGGAUAUCAACCACCCAUCUAUAGUGGCUUGGACUCCUUUCAACGAGAGCUGGGGAUACCCUUCCCUGAAAGAUAACAUCGAGCAGCGGAACCAUAUCCGUGCGGUGUAUUACUUGACUAAGACACUGGACCCCACGCGACCCAUCAAUGACAAUUGCGGCUGGGAACAUGUUUUGACAGACUUGACAACCUACCACGACUACUCGGACCACCCUGCGCUCGCUGCCACCUGUUCGGACUUCACCAGAGGUAUUCUGGGACAAAAGUCGAAUCGCGAUAUGUUUGUGGGCCCUAUUCAUUCCGCUACCUCCCAGCCUUUGGACUCCGGUACGCAUCAUACGCCUGGUGCCCCAGUGAUUUGCUCCGAGUUCGGUGGAGUAAAUAUUAUUCCUACGAAGGGCACCGCCGCUGGCGAGAGGGACUGGGGGUAUACCACGGCAAGCGAUCCUGAGGACCUCCUUAGCCGCCUUGAAAAGCUGGUGAUGGCUGUCGUCAAGGGAGGCUAUUCAUGUGGCUUGGUUUAUACUCAACUAUGUGACAUCGAGCAGGAGGUCAACGGUUUAUACUCGUAUGAUCGUAAAGAGAAGGUCCCGGCCGCCAGAGUGAAGGAGAUCAUGGAUUCUGCUCACAGAUACUAUUAUGAGCAUGUGGCGCCGAAGUGAAUCCCGAAUAAUGAGCGGUGGGUACCAAUUAGCUUUGAAUUGGACACGGAGAUGGUGCUGUCUUGAGUCGUAUAUUAGAUAAUAUGUACUCCGUACAUACAUGUCGAAUGCCA